AUGGAGUCUUCUUCUAUUAUAGCAGGGCUUCUUCUCCUCACCACACUUGUUAAUUUAUUGGUAACCUCCAGAGCUAACGAAGAGCUGAUGAUGCAACAAUGCCACAACUCCGACAACCCCACCUUGUGUCUUCGCUGUCUGAGCUCAGACCCAACUGCUCCAAAAGCCGACCGAGUCGAACUGGCUCGCAUCAUCCUCAAAUGCGUCGAGUCUCACCUCAUCACCCUCACUAACAACACUUCCACUUUGGCCUCGAAGCACCGCGGGAGUCCCAAGGCUGCAGCCGCGUUGAAACAGUGUGGUUUGGGUUACGCGACGGCAAAGCGUGGCGUGGGAAAGGUCGACGCUCACUUGAUAGCCGGAGAAUACGACAAGGCUGCGUAUGACGUUAGCAUGACGGUGGAGGCUCCUCCGGUCUCGUGCCGUGCCAGUCUCGUGACACUUAAAUUUAAUUUGCCCUCGAGUUUCCGUUACCAUACAGAGGUUUACUUGGCGUUGACUCAAACUCUGCUCAGGAUCAUUGAUCGCUUCUAGAUACUUUAUUAACUAGUUUUUUUUUCAAAAAGGUCAUC
Molecule: messenger RNA, 572 nt
Organism: Raphanus sativus (radish)
Lineage: Eukaryota; Viridiplantae; Streptophyta; Magnoliopsida; Brassicales; Brassicaceae
Exons: 1
Coding region: 1-534 (177 amino acids)
Biological process (GO): negative regulation of catalytic activity
Molecular function (GO): pectinesterase inhibitor activity
Source: RefSeq, a predicted model, not a curated record